AUGCCUAGUCCAGCAAAGAAGAGAAAGAUCAAUGAAUCCACUUCUAUGCGAAGGAUUGAAUCCUUCUUUUCCAACCAGAAUGCGCAGCCGGCAACAAAGUCGAAACUGAGUACAGCAAUCAUUGAAGACAAUAAGGAAUUCCUGACCGACGAGGAGCUCGCACGGAAGUUGCAAGACGAAUGGAAUCAAGUUGAUUCAUUGUCAGUACCGGAAUCGCUUCCAGUUAGAGCAGAAGAAAGCAGACCACCUAGCAAAGCAUUAGAAGAAGCCCAAUUGGGGACAUCCAGGCCAACAGAAAUUGCAACCAAAACACACAGCUCAGCUUUGAAAGUGCCCCUGAAAGAUACAUUGAGUUUGCAAUCCUCUCUUGGCUCAGAAGACACUGUUGUCUCAAACAUACCACUUGAUGAAAGCCCAUUAACAUUCGAUCCGGCUAAAUACUUCCCUGAGCUUCAGAAGCACUGGUCACAAGAUGGUGGAGACGCCUCUUAUGCAUUUUUAACGCAAGCAUUUAUUCUCGUCAACAGUACGACGAAACGAAUCAAAAUAGUCGACACACUAGUCAACCUCUUGCGCAUCUUGAUAGAAGGUGCACCUGACAGUCUAUUACCUGCGGUGUGGCUGGCAACAAACUCCUUUGCUCCGCCAUAUGAGCCUGCAGAAUUAGGACUUGGAGGCUCUGUAAUAUCCAAAGCUUUCAAAAACAUAUAUGGACUAAAUGCACAAGGGCUCAAGACGCUUUACAACAAGCACGGCGACGCAGGAGACGUGGCUUUUGAAGCCAAGAAGCGACAGAGCUUCACUCUGAAGAAGCCUAAGCCGCUGACGAUCAAAGGUGUAUACCAGUCAUUGGUCAAAAUUGCGAGAAGCAAAGGGGCUGGUAGUCAGGAGACUAAACAACGAAUCGUUGAGAGGCUGCUGCAGGACAGUCGAAGCGCUGAAGAGUCUCGCUACAUAGUACGAACCUUGGUUCAACACUUGCGUAUCGGUGCCGUCAAGGCCACGAUGUUAAUUGCACUUGCACGAGCAUUUUUGUUUUCCAAACCACCGGAUGCUACAUUUCCUACGAAGGGAAUGGACUCUUUGGCGAAACUGAAAAAGGAAGAACUGACUGAAGUAUACCUAAGAGCAGAAGAAACCGUCAAGGCAUCUUAUGCGAGACAUCCGAACUAUGAUGACUUGGUUCCGUGUUUACUAGAGAUUGGUGUUACGGAAGAGUUGCUUAUGCGCUGCGGACUCACAUUACAUGUACCUCUACGGCCUAUGUUAGGUAGCAUCACACGCGACUUAUCAGACAUGUUGACCAAGCUGCAAGGACGAGAUUUUGCAUGCGAAUACAAAUAUGACGGACAACGAGCACAGGUUCACUGCGAUUCAAACGGCAAAGUUAGCAUAUUUUCUCGCCAUCUCGAACUGAUGACGGAUAAAUACCCGGAUCUGGUGUCCCUGGUCCCGGAUAUCAGAGGAGAAUCCGUGUCAAGCUUUAUCCUAGAAGGCGAAGUCGUUGCAGUUGAUCAAGAAAGUGGCGAUCUCCAAGCGUUUCAAAUUCUUACCAAUCGAGCCAAGAAAAAUGUUGAGAUUGGAAGUAUCAAAGUCAAAGUCUGCCUGUUUGCGUUUGACUUGAUGUAUUUGAAUGGAGAACCUCUUCUUGAUCGAUCAUUUCGAGAGCGUCGAGAUAUGCUUCGAAGUCUUUUUACAGAAAUACCAAAACGCUUCACAUGGGUGAAGAAUCUAGAUGCUACGUCAGCUGAUUCAGAAGCGGUUUUGGAAUUCUUCAAGAGUGCGACAGACGUCAAGUGUGAGGGCAUUAUGGUGAAGGUUCUUGAUAACGACAUGAAAUCUGGGAAUCGUGUUAUGAAUGCCAGCGAUGAUCUAGAAGUAAACGAUGAAGCCCAGGAUAAGCAAUUUUCACUGGCAUCAGCGAAGAAAAAGGACAAAACUACACGACACAAAACCCUCCUCUCAACCUAUGAGCCCGACAAGAGACUCGAAUCCUGGUUGAAAGUGAAAAAAGACUACAGUACGUCUUCAGAUACUCUCGACCUGAUCCCAAUAGCAGCCUGGCACGGGAGCGGACGCAAAGCCAAAUGGUGGUCCCCAAUCCUCCUUGCAAUCCGCAACCCCGAGACUGGUCUACUCGAAGCCGUCACCAAGUGCAUGUCAGGCUUUACAGACAAGUUCUACCAAACCAACAAGGAGAAAUACUCCGAAGACAGUGAGAAUGUCAUCUCUCGACCAAGCUACAUAGACUACGCGGGUCACCCGGAUGUAUGGUUCGAGCCGCAGGAAGUGUGGGAAAUAGCAUUUGCAGACAUCACGCUUAGUCCGACCUACACAGCUGCAAUCGGCUUAGUUGGUGAGGAGAGAGGGCUGAGUCUACGGUUCCCGCGAUUCUUGCGUGUUCGAGAGGACAAGUCCAUUGACGAGGCUAGCACGUCGGAUUUUCUGGCUGCUCUGUGGCGGAAACAAAUGGAGCGAGCACACGAGUUGGACCCAGCGGUGGAUGACAAUAUCGAAGAACAAGACGAGCGGGCCUCUGGCGAAGUGGGCGAGGGCUGA
Molecule: messenger RNA, 2559 nt
Organism: Talaromyces marneffei
Lineage: Eukaryota; Fungi; Ascomycota; Eurotiomycetes; Eurotiales; Trichocomaceae
Exons: 1
Coding region: 1-2559 (852 amino acids)
Biological process (GO): lagging strand elongation; double-strand break repair via alternative nonhomologous end joining; DNA recombination
Cellular component (GO): DNA ligase III-XRCC1 complex
Molecular function (GO): DNA binding; ATP binding; DNA ligase (ATP) activity
Source: RefSeq, a predicted model, not a curated record